UCCCGCUUCGCUGAGGUGGCGGUGUGACGAAAUUGACGCAGGGGGUCGGGAUGCGGAGGGGAGGAAGCAGCGCGUGGCGCGCUACGUAGGGGGUGGCUCCGCCGGGACUGCGAGUUGGUGUUUACGAGGUGACUAACUCGUUCUGUCAGAGGACGGUGCCGCAUUCUGAGGGGAGCGCUCACGAGGGGGAGGAUGCUGGUGGUGGAGGUGGCGAACGGCCGCUCCCUGGUAUGGGGGGCCGAAGCGGUGCAGGCACUGCGGGAACGUCUGGGAGUGGGGGGCCGCACGGUGGGCGCCCUGCCCCGCGGGCCCCGCCAGAACUCGCGCCUGGGCCUCCCGCUGCUGCUGAUGCCCGAGGAGGCGCGGCUCCUGGCCGAGAUCGGUGCCGUGACCCUGGUCAGCGCCCCGCGCCCGGAUCCACGCCAACACAGCCUGGCUCUGGCAUCCUUCAAACGCCAGCAAGAGCAAGACUUCCAGGAGCAAAGCGCCCUGGCAGCCGAGGCCCGUGAGACUCGUCGUCAGGAGCUCCUAGAGAAGAUUGCGGAGGGCCAGGCUGCGAAGAAGCAGAGGCUGGAACAGGAAUCAGGGAGCAGCGGGAGCCAGGAGGCCGGUGGGAGCCAGGAGGCGGGUGGGAACCAAGCUCCCGCGGAGAAUGAGGCCAGUGCCAGCCAGGCUUCUGGAGAGCACGAGGAAGCAGGUUCCUCUUCUCCCCAGCCAGGGCCUUCAGAUGGGGUGGCCCCCUUGCCCAGGUCCGCCCUGCUGGUCCAGUUGGCCACUGCUAGGCCCCGACCCAUCAAGGCUAGACCCCUGGAUUGGCGCGUCCAGUCCAAAGACUGGCCCCAUGCUGGCCGUCCUCUCCAUGAACUUCGCUACAGCAUCUACAGAGACCUGUGGGAGCGAGGCUUCUUCCUCAGUGCUGCUGGCAAGUUUGGGGGUGACUUCCUGGUCUAUCCUGGUGACCCACUUCGUUUCCACGCCCAUUACAUUGCUCAGUGCUGGGCUCCUGGGGACCCCAUUCCACUCCAGGACCUGGUUUCUGCCGGCCGCCUGGGAACCAGCGUCAAAAAGACGCUGCUCCUGUGUUCUCCUCAACCUGACGGUAAGGUGGUCUACACCUCCCUGCAGUGGGCCAGCCUGCAGUGAACUCCAGAGACCUAGGGGGACGUGGCUGCAUCUGUGGAAAGAGCCUUUCUAGAUGGUCCCAUGCUCACAUCUGCGCGGGAGGCCUCAACACCCUCCUCCCUCUCUCUGCGGUUAAGUUUUGAGUCCGGAUUUAUAAACACUACACCUUCUUACUUCCCUCCCUGUUUCAAAGCACUUAUUGGCUGCGAUGUUUUUGUAGUUACCUGUUUCUGAACUGUGAGCUUCUUGAGGGUGAAGACUGGGUUUGAUUCAUGUCUGUUUUCUACCGGGCACAGGUCCCAACAGGUCCCAGUAAACUUGUUGAAUAAA
Molecule: messenger RNA, 1452 nt
Organism: Leopardus geoffroyi (Geoffroy's cat)
Lineage: Eukaryota; Metazoa; Chordata; Mammalia; Carnivora; Felidae
Gene: TSEN34
Product: tRNA splicing endonuclease subunit 34
Exons: 5
Coding region: 193-1143 (316 amino acids)
Biological process (GO): tRNA splicing, via endonucleolytic cleavage and ligation; tRNA-type intron splice site recognition and cleavage
Cellular component (GO): tRNA-intron endonuclease complex
Molecular function (GO): tRNA-intron lyase activity; nucleic acid binding
Source: RefSeq, a predicted model, not a curated record